Schistosoma mattheei is the source of this 2623-nucleotide messenger RNA. The record is from the annotation of a GenBank genome assembly. Lineage: Eukaryota; Metazoa; Platyhelminthes; Trematoda; Strigeidida; Schistosomatidae.
AUGGGUAUAAAACCUCCGGAAGAACAGGAUAAUUGGACAGAGAAAUCACAUCGUGAUGCACAGACAUUUGCCGAUAAAGUAGGAGAUAUGAAAUCUGAAGCAGUUAGCGAGUUUGCUACACGAAAAACCAUUGUGGAACAACGACAAUACUUACCAGUAUUUUCCGUAAGGACAUCCUUACUGAGAAUGAUUAAAGAACAUCAAAUUGUAGUGAUUGUUGGCGAAACUGGAAGUGGUAAAACUACUCAAUUAACUCAAUAUUUACAUGAAGAUGGUUUUACAACUUAUGGCAUGGUUGGUUGUACUCAACCACGUCGUGUUGCUGCUAUGUCUGUUGCUCGACGAGUUGCUGAAGAAAUGAAUGUACGUUUAGGUGAAGAAGUUGGUUAUGCCAUAAGAUUCGAAGAUUGUACUUCUUCUUCCACUUUAAUUAAAUAUAUGACUGAUGGAAUUCUAUUACGUGAGUCACUACGUGAAUCUGAUCUUGAUCCAUACUCUGCAAUUAUCAUGGAUGAAGCGCAUGAAAGGUCUUUAAAUACUGAUGUAUUAUUUGGAUUGUUACGUGAAGUUGUUAGUAGGCGUAAUGAUUUACGUCUUUUAAUCACUUCUGCUACAAUGGACGCAGAAAGAUUUGCUCAGUUUUUCGGUGAUUGUCCUAUUUUCCGAAUACCUGGUCGAACAUUUCCUGUUGAUACACAAUUCAGUAAAACAACGGUAAUGGAUUAUGUAGAUGCAUCUGUGAAACAAGCAAUUCAGGUUCAUUUAGGCUCACCAACAGAUGGUGAUAUACUCAUUUUUAUGCCUGGUCAAGAGGAUAUUGAAGUGACAUGUGAACUAAUUGCUGAACGUUUGAGUAACUUGGAUGAAGCUCCUCCACUGUCCAUCCUCCCCAUUUAUUCUCAGUUACCGAGCGAUCUUCAAGCAAAAAUAUUUAUGAAGGCUGAAAAUGGUGUCCGAAAAUGUGUCGUGGCAACAAAUAUUGCUGAAACUUCAUUAACUGUUGAUGGGAUACGUUAUGUGAUCGAUUGUGGUUAUUGUAAAUUGAAAGUUUUCAACCCUAAAAUUGGUAUGGAUGCAUUACAAAUAUUUCCAAUUAGUCAAGCUAAUGCUAAUCAACGUGCUGGUCGUGCUGGUAGAACUGGUCCAGGAGUGUGUUACCGUUUAUACACUAUAAGUCAGUUUCAAGAUGAAAUGCUAAUCACAUCUGUUCCAGAAAUUCAGAGAACUAAUCUGGCCAAUGUUGUUCUUUUAUUAAAAUCUUUGGGUGUUCAAGAUUUAAUGCGAUUUCAUUUCAUGGAUGCUCCUCCACAGGAUAACAUAUUGAAUUCAAUGUAUCAACUAUGGAUUUUCGGUGCUCUUGAUAAUACUGGUAGUUUAACAAAUUUAGGUCGUCAAAUGGUUGAAUUUCCAUUGGAUCCAGCUUUGUCUAAAUUAUUAAUUAUUUCCUGUGAUAUGAAUUGUUCUGAAGAGAUUCUAACCAUUGUAUCAAUGCUCUCUGUCCCAAGUGUAUUCUACAGACCAAAAGGUCGUGAAGAAGAAUCAGAUAAUGCAAGAGAGAAAUUCCAAGUUCCAGAAUCUGAUCAUUUAACACUAUUGAACGUUUUCACUCAAUGGCGUAAAUCAGGUUAUUCAUCAGCAUUUUGUGCAAAACACUUUUUACACUUAAAAGCUAUGCGUAAAAUUCGUGAGGUUCGACAACAAAUGAAAGAAAUCAUGGAACAACACAACAUGAAUUUACAAUCGAUCGGCAGUGAUUGGGAUGUUGUGCGUGAAUGUUUAUGCGCUACUUUCUUCCAUCAAGCUGCUCGUAUCAAGGGUUUAGGUGAAUAUGUGAAUUUACGGACUGGUAUGCCUUGCCAUCUACAUCCAACUAGUGCUCUAUAUGGAAUGGGUUACACUCCAGACUAUGUUAUUUAUCAUGAAUUAAUUAUGACAACAAAAGAAUAUAUGCAAUGUGUUACAUCUGUCGAUGGUAAUUGGCUAGCUAAAGUCGGUCCUAUGUUUUACAGUGUUAAAGAUCCUAACCUUACUCGGUUGGAACGAAAGCGACAAGCUGAAGAACAACUCGUAGAAAUGGAAAAUGAAAUGCGUCUGGCUGAAGAACAGCUUUCUCGUCGACGUGAAGAACUUUCAGCAUCUAUUGGUUCAAGUCGUUUGCGACCAAUAAUUACACCUGGUAUGCGCACUCCUGGUACUCCUUUGUCGAGUGAACAUUUGCAGGAUCCUGAACAAGUUGAAGAAGCUUUGGGUAUUUUAAAAGAUGACAAAGAAUUUGAGGAAUUCGAAAAAGAAACUUGGACAGCAUCAGAGGAAGAGAUUUCAGAUCUGCAAGUAUGGGAUGACAAAUGGGAUUGUGAAGUUGAGAUAGAUGACCAGUUUACUCAAUAUUUAAGACAAGAACUGACCAAACUUGGCCACUUACGCGAAACUAAUUAAAUUCAUUGUUAAACAUUUCAAAUAAAUCAUUAUCACAAUGAUUGCGUUCCAAAUAAACUAUUUGUAAUGAAUAAUACGUUCACAUUCCUCGUGUUACAAGUUUUGACUUUCCGAUUUAGACAACUAUUGAGAAAAUCCAAAUUUCCUACGACUUUGCGCACAUCGUUAAAAUGAGACGAAUACUUAC